Drosophila bipectinata is the source of this 1388-nucleotide messenger RNA. RefSeq names its product Vacuolar H[+] ATPase PPA1 subunit 1 (gene VhaPPA1-1). The record is from RefSeq and is a predicted model, not a curated record. Gene Ontology annotation, biological process: proton transmembrane transport. Lineage: Eukaryota; Metazoa; Arthropoda; Insecta; Diptera; Drosophilidae. Gene Ontology annotation, cellular component: proton-transporting V-type ATPase, V0 domain; membrane. Gene Ontology annotation, molecular function: proton-transporting ATPase activity, rotational mechanism.
AUUCGAUAGCUUAUGAUAGAGAAAAUGUACGUCAUGUGAUUGUGGAUUCUUUUUUUCGCACGAAGCAGUCACCUGUCGGCCGAGAAAAAUACAAUUACGCCUGCAAUUCGAUAGUCGAGAAAAAGCAGCAACAUGGCGGCCCAAAUUCGCACCGUGGUGACCCAAACGUUCCUGUGGCUCUUCCUCUCAGUGGCCACCAUCCUGACCCUGUACUUUGUGAUGACGGGCAAGGGUGAGCGUGUGAGUGUUGGCUGGUUCCUGGCCUCCUCCAAUCCCUACAUGUGGGCGUGUCUCGGCAUCGGACUUUCCGUCUCGCUGUCCGUGGUGGGCGCCGCCCUUGGAAUUCACACAACUGGCACCAGCAUCGUGGGUGGUGGUGUGAAGGCUCCCCGCAUCAAGACCAAGAACUUGAUCUCCGUCAUCUUCUGCGAGGCUGUCGCCAUCUACGGUCUGAUCACAGCCAUUGUUCUCUCUGGCCAACUGGAACAGUUCCAGAUGGAAACGGCCUUGAACUCGCCCGCCAUCCAGAACACCAACUGGUUCUCCGGCUACCUCAUCUUUGGAGCUGGUCUGGCCGUCGGCCUGGUUAACCUUUUCUGUGGUAUUGCUGUCGGAAUCGUAGGCUCGGGCGCUGCUCUCUCUGACGCCGCCAAUGCUGCGUUGUUCGUCAAGAUCCUUAUCGUGGAGAUUUUCGGCUCGGCCAUCGGUCUUUUCGGCCUGAUCGUGGGCAUCUACAUGACCUCUAAGUCGAAGAUGGGUGACAAGGAGUAAAGAGGCCACUGUAGCCAUCGUAAUGCAGUUCUUCGCCCUUCAAUCAGCAUGGAGAACAAAUAUCAGGCACCAAGGCAUUCCCCCCAUCCCAAUGCAGACACGCAAGAGACCAGUGUUUGCUUUUUUUUUUGGAAAUUACAAUUAGAAGAUUGUUAUUUGCAGUUACAGCUCGCAGGAUGACACACAGAAACCGAACCCCGAACUUCGUUCUGCCGAAACACUUUAAACUGGGACUUUAGUUACUUAUUAAGUUGAUAGUUGGUUAGUUAAGCUGUUAGUUUUCACGCCUCGCACACUUUGACAAUCACCAGCAUCAUUCAAUCGAUUGCAGAGUGUGCCUGGUGUGAAAACGACUGAGUUUUGUUUUAAUAAUAUUCUUUUGCCAAACGAAAGACAACGUGUGUGUGUAUGUUCACUUAUGAUUCUAAGUAGUUUGUUAUGUUUGUUUCUACGCUGGCACUUGAACCGCUAAUUGAAAAUGUAUUAUAUUAAAUAUCAUAAAACGAUAAACUUGUAUAUUUCAAACUACUGUUGAUGGCAGAAGUUGUAGAAAGAUGCACAGUCGCAUUAUUAUUAUUAUAGAAAGUAUUCCAUAUUAAAAAAAGUAAUAAAAUAUA